CCAGGUCGUUAAGACCAACACUAAUCCGAUUUCUUUUUCAGGUUCCUCAAGAAAUGCUCUUCUACGGUGUGGGCAGCCGGGAAGUGACAUCAACCCUCAUAUCCGUAGCAACACACGAGACCAAGUUGGUCACAUUCAAAUCUUUCCUACACCUCCUGACACCUCUCAUAUCUCCACGACUAAUCCUCCUCACGUCCCUUCCCGAAAACAUUCUGUCCGCAACAGAUAUGUUUAUUUUUGUCAACUUUCACUUAUAUUCAUUCUCAAAAUCUAUUUCAAUUCUUACAAUUCCGAUCUUUUUCAUUUUAUAUUCGGACAGAUAAUGCAGGUCACAGUCUCUUAUCAUUUUAUGAUUAUUUGGUAAAUGUUAUUCGCCAAACAGACAAGAAUACAUUGAUAUUUUACGAGAGUGUAACUUAUGGAAUAUAUUUUCCAUUUGUUAAUGGAAUACCUGGUACUGGUAUCCAACGUGUUCCCGGUUUAUUACAAGAUGAGACGGCCAGAAAGAAGAGUGUAUUAUCUUAUCAUUACUACUGUUGGUUAUUGGAAUCGACACCAUCUACAGAGAAUAUGCCAUCAUGGAAACGAUAUUUGUGUGAUAAACUUCUCUUGAAUUAUGCAUUCAAUAAUGCGAGAAGUAUAGUUAAAUACACUGGUGGAGGACGGUUUUUAACAGAAUUCGGUCUGUGUCUUCCUGAUGGCAAUCCAGAUUCAAUAAAUACGGUUGAAUGUAACGCUGUGAUGAGUGCAGCCGACAGGAACUUCGAAUCCUGGACUUAUUGGGACGGAAAUGAAUUAUUUCCCAACUUAAUUGUAGACAACAUUUCCUUGAGAUCAUUCAGUCGUACAUAUCCACAAUCAACUGCCGGUCAACCUGUCAAACUGAGAUUCGAUGUCGAUUCAGGUGUGUUUUAUUAUGCUUUUGUACCCACACAGAAGUAUUGUACAAACGUGGACGCAGCAUUGUUAGUUGCAGAGAUUUUUGUUCCAAUGUCGAUUCAUUAUCCAUAUGGAGUGAGAACCCGUUUUGUACCAGAACAAUUAUAUUAUAAAAUGUAUGAAAAUAAUACUAAUUUAAUGUUUGUCUAUGCACCGUGUACGUUGAUCAACACAAAUAUUGAACUUAUGGAAAUAACGAUCAUACCAAACCAAACACAAUAUAAGCAUUCAGACAACAAUUAUAGCCAUUUACCAACUUAUUCGAAAUCUGUAUCAAUAUUGUUAAUUGUGAACUCCUUGAUAUUUUCACAUCUUUCAACAUAUUUUGACUAAACUAAAGAAAUAUCACAUGAUAAAAUUUGAAUCAUUACUGUAAUACACCUAGACUACAAUAAACUGCAUGCGUUGCGUCAAACUAAUAACACAUUAAUCAUUUUGUUCAUUGACCAAUCACAUAUUACAUUAAUGACUGAAUCGUAAGAAAUUGUGAAAAAGCAGACGUUCAAUGUUCUCCAAUUCCAAGUGAUUAUCAUUACGUUUACGCUCAAAUGAUUAUGACGUACAGUUAAAAUAUUUAGAAAAUUUCAAAUACCACAAAAAUAAAAUGUUUCUCAUCAAAACCCAUUUUCGCUUCCAAUGCCUUAAUAUUCUAUAUAUUCGACAUGUUUCAAAUUUCCCUAUUCAUUAAAUUAUCAAUUGGUAACGUGGUCUUCUGUAGAUGUGAUCAUAAAAUAGUCACGUAUUUUCUAUAAAACAUAAAAGUCU
This is a messenger RNA of Schistosoma haematobium, 1704 nucleotides long. RefSeq lists its product as uncharacterized. The coding region runs from base 571 to 1272 and encodes 233 amino acids. NCBI's taxonomy places the organism in Eukaryota, Metazoa, Platyhelminthes, Trematoda, Strigeidida, Schistosomatidae. The transcript has 3 exons. The record is from RefSeq and is a predicted model, not a curated record.